Molecule: messenger RNA, 2620 nt
Organism: Schizophyllum commune H4-8
Lineage: Eukaryota; Fungi; Basidiomycota; Agaricomycetes; Agaricales; Schizophyllaceae
Exons: 7
Coding region: 361-2262 (633 amino acids)
Biological process (GO): G protein-coupled receptor signaling pathway
Cellular component (GO): membrane
Molecular function (GO): mating-type factor pheromone receptor activity
Source: RefSeq, a predicted model, not a curated record
CUCCCCUCCGCCCUUGUUCUUCUUACGUCCGCAUACACACUUAAAGACCGCCUCAGUGCAUCUUCUACCCUCCUUUGCGCCUUUCUUCGUUCUCUUCCGCCUCCCCUUUUCUACUCCCUAAUCCUCCACCCGAAUUUCCGCCCUCCCGCCAUGCGCGCCGAAUUCCCUGUAUCCUCAUUUCUCUCAGUCUCCAUCAUCCUUGUAGCCUUACCCUUCAAGCGCGUACGGCGCGAUAUCCCGUUCACCUGCCUUCUCCUGUGGCUGCUAGCAUGGAACGUUAUCCAUGCCGUGAACGCCGUUAUGUGGGCAGGUAAUGCGGGCGUGCGCGCCUUAGCUUGGUGUGAUCUCGUGACGAAGGUCAUGCUCGCCGCGCUGAUGGGCGUCGCGGGCUGCGCCCUCUGCAUGCUGCGCGUGCUCGAAUUCCUCGCCUCUGCACGUAAUCCUGGACCCAAUUCCCGACGCAACACUGUAUCAAUAGAAAUUCUCUUCUGUAUCGUCAUUCCCGUCUUAUAUAUGCUCCUGCACUUCAUCGUUCAGGACCAACGAUUCUCGAUAGCUGCCGACAUUGGCUGCGUCGCAUCAAUCCAUCCAUCAUCUCCGUCUCUCAUUCUCAUGUGGCUGCCGCCCGCUAUUGAGUGUGUGGCAGCCUUCGCCCUCUCCUGCAUCGCUGUGCACCACGCCACCCGCCUUCCCUCGACACUCCUAGACGAGCACCUAUCCACACGGACUCCUAUUUCCUCCGGCCUACUCCUCCGGAACCUCUGCUUCGCCAGCACGGCAUGCAGCCUCGUCGUCAUCGCUGUCCUGUUCGGCGUGUUCUCGCCCACCGUCGUCCAAUGGAGCUCGUGGGCCUCCGUUCACGCUCACAUGAGCGAGGUCAGCAUCAUCCAUGGCAGCGAGGCGCAGGCUGCCGAGGUGAUGUGGUGGAUCGCGUCUGUGGUAACGUUCUUGUGGUUGUUGUGUUUCGUUGCUUUCGGAAGUGAGCGGAGGGAGAUCGUUCAGUCCGUUCGCGAUCGUGUUCGGGGAGUCUUCUCAAGGGGUCAACCACCUCCCGCUCGCCCCGAGUCUACGAUCUCGUUCUUCCACGCCACGGAGCGGCCUUCGAUAAAGUCGAAGUACUCUGACCUCAGCUGCUCGAUGAAGGGCAUCUUUGCGCGCGCACCGAAGCCGCCCAAACCUGCCCAGACGAAGGCGCCCAAGCCAGCUAGAGCAAAGUCAACCCAGACGCUCUCCAUGAUCUGCGAAGACAUCGUCGGCAUCCCGUUCUCCGACCGCCAAUCGCCUCGCUCGGCCUCCACGACCUUCGUAGACCCCCUCGUAGACCCCUCCCCUGUCCCGUCCUCGCGCUUCUCGGUGGCCACGAGUGUCAUUGGUAGCGACAACGACGGGCCAUCGGGAUGGAAGAAGAUCAAGGAGAGCCUGCGCUUGCCUGAGCAGCGCCCAAGGGCGCCGGCGAUUGUGGUGCCGUUGUCUAUUAGGACCGACGCUGAGGCGCGCGAUAGCACGCAACUUCGCUCCGGCUGGGACGACAUGCUCGACGGCGGGCGCAAGUCACCUAUGUGGAACCUCAAGAAGAUCGUCAUCCCGAGCAAGGGCGGCUUAUCGAGCGACAGCAAGACUAAGAACGGCUCACCCACGAGAUCAUCCUCGAGCGAUGAUUCCGACGCGGCCUUCCGCGAGAACACGAUGGAGUACAUGCAGUCGCCCGUUGCGCGCUCGUUGGGUCUGACGUCGCCAACAUACGGCUUGGCAUCGCCCACCAUCGUCUCUCCACCGCCUGCAUACUCCUCGCCCCCGAGGCGCGGCGUUCUGGAACGUCCGCCAUCGUGCACGCCGCCUCGGCCGCCUUCCGUCCCUCUCGUGCCCGCCCACCGUCUCUCUGCUCCCAUCGACCACAGCGUCCCGGUCCUUGAUCGAAAGGAGUUAGAACACCACGACCGCCAACAGUCGGACCUCACGCUCAUCCUCCGCGAUCCGCCAAAGUCGCAGAGCAUCCCCGAAGACGCCAAAUCGACAAUCUCGUCCAUCUGCCGCGCGCCGUGGCCGGAGCCGCCGUGCUCGCCGCCGCCAGUGCCCUCCAAUGUGGCACCUCUGGUGUUGCCGGACGAUAAGCCCAUGAUGCUGUCGUCGGUACCUACUAGGUCAUGGUCGAUGCCUACCGCGACCUUCUCAACGGCCGUCUCAUCGACCGCGUCCCCGCCCUCACCUGUGCCCUCGCACCACUCGCGCGACUCGAGCGGUGUUUUUGGGCAGGCGUUCUGAGCGACGUCUUCCGGGCGAGGGGCUGAACAUGGCGUCGGUGAGCGGUCAGGACCUUUCUCAUCUUCUCCUACUUGUAGCUUUAGUUUCUCCUAUGCGUAUGAUGGUCAUGUUGACGCCUAUGCGCAUCAUGCCAGUGUGGCUUGUUAAUGCUCGCCCAUGUACAUAUCGUUCCCCCAUCAAUCUCAAGCCUUCCUCUCCUUCCCUCGCAAGCUCGUGUAACCUAGCGUCGUCUAAUGCAUCGACUUGUCCGCCGUUCCUUGACUACAUCGUGCUACUUGUAGAGUAUCGGAAAGUAUAACCCGCAUCCUGAAUGGUGGAGCUUUCCCACUUCGGGGAGGAGGACCGCAGACGAGCCUCC